Messenger RNA from Morone saxatilis (striped sea-bass), 3076 nucleotides. RefSeq names its product dihydrolipoamide dehydrogenase (gene dldh). The record is from RefSeq and is a predicted model, not a curated record. Gene Ontology annotation, molecular function: dihydrolipoyl dehydrogenase (NADH) activity; flavin adenine dinucleotide binding. Lineage: Eukaryota; Metazoa; Chordata; Actinopteri; Moronidae. Gene Ontology annotation, cellular component: mitochondrion; oxoglutarate dehydrogenase complex.
CGGAGCCACCAUCUUCCCUGCAAACUGCACGGAGCUUCAGUUCUCUCCGUCCGAACCUACGCUGACAAAGCAGCCAUCGAUGCAGACGUCACAGUGGUGGGCUCCGGUCCGGGCGGAUACGUCGCCGCCAUCAAAGCCGCGCAGCUCGGCUUCAAGACAGUGUGUGUUGAGAAGAAUGCGACGCUGGGCGGGACCUGUCUGAACGUCGGCUGCAUCCCCUCAAAGGUAAAAGAUCUAUUGACGAGGAAGACCGAUCCGUGUCGUCAACGGAAGCAUCUGUCCCUGAAGAAAGUUUCCAGAGGAGAUGAUCGUGAUCGGAGGCGGAGUCAUCGGAAGGUGGAGCUGGUCAGCCAUCUUUUGGGUGCAGUGUGGCAGCGUCUGGGCUCUAAAGUCAGCAGCGGUGGAGUUCCCCUGGGCCACGUGGGCGGCAUGGGGGCCAUCGACUGGAGAUUGUCCAAGAGCUUCCAGCGCAUCCUGCAGAAGCAGGGCUUCAAGUUCAAGCUUCGGCACCAAAGUCAUGGGCGCCAACCAGGAAGGCCCGAGGCAAGAUCCGAUGUGGCAGUGGAGGCGGCGGCCGGAGGGAAGAACGAGACUCUGACGUGUGACGUGCUGCUGGUCUGUAUCGGCAGACGACCUUUUACCCAGAAUCUGGGUCUGGAUUCUGUAGGCAUCGAACUGGACAACAGGGGCCGCGUCCCCAUCAACAACCGCUUCCAGACCAAAGUACCCAGUAUUUAUGCUAUCGGUGACGUCGUCGCUGGGCCGAUGUUGGCCCACAAGGCCGAGGACGAGGGCAUCAUCUGCGUGGAGGGCAUGGCCGGCGGCGCCGUGCACAUCGACUACAACUGCGUUCCUUCCGUCAUCUACACGCACCCCGAGGUGGCCUGGGUGGGCAAGACAGAGGAGCAGCUCAAAGAGGAGGGCGUCCCGUACAAAGUCGGCAAGUUCCCCUUCGCCGCCAACAGUCGAGCCAAGACCAACGCAGACACCGACGGCAUGGUGAAGAUCCUCAGCCACAAGGAGACGGACAGGAUGCUGGGAGCUCACAUCGUCGGAUCUACGGUGUCGGAGGCCUUCAGAGAAGCAAACCUGGCCGCCUCUUUUGGCAAAGCCAUCAACUUCUGAUCCGCCGGGCCGCUGUCACACCUUCAUUGUACAUAACAGAGGAGAAUCAGGAAGUUGUGUGUGUGCCUGCGUCACAAACAACAACAACCACCUUCCUCCAACCCAGCGGGAUCCUCUGUGUACAUCCAAACUGUACCACAUUUAGUUCUAAUGUUAUUUAAAUGUUCUGAAUAAAAUGAUAAAGGAGGGUUUUUGUGGGGGAGGCGGUAAAUAAACACUGACUGCAGAUCAGUCUUCUUUGCUUUCCAGAACAUAUAGUUUAAACAAAACAAAAAAAAGAUCCCAGAGGAGCCGAGUACUCGCUCAUUUACAGAACAUAGAGAUAUAUAUAUUAUUUUGGCUCGGUGGAGGUUUCUCUUGUAAACGAAGGAGGGAGUGUUUUUGUUUCUUGUUUUUUACAGUGUGAAAGAGUUUCAACACGACGAAUAUGAUGUGUAAUCAGAGCAGGAAGCUGUAACUGCUCAGUUUAAAAAAAGAAGGAAUAAAUCCACUCUGAAGUUUCUCUGUGAGUUAAAAAACGUUCAAUAAUGUUGAGCUUCAUCGUGCUCAGUCGUCAAUAUCUCUGAUGGGAAAAUUAGAAACUAGAAAGAGUUUAAUUUAUCAUUUGUUUCCUUUUAAAUUGGUAUUUUAUAUCAAAGGUACACAUACCGUAAAACUUCUAUUAAAAGUCCCGAAAAGACGCAGGUCUCCUUUACUAGCCUGGUGUCUCCAUUAGAGGCCUGGUGUGGAUUUUAUGGAAAUUAUCCAUAAAUGUUUCAACUUUUGUCAGAGAAAAAAACCUGAAAUGAUUUUUGUGCUAAAGGAUUUGAAUAAACUGGGCUACUAAUAGAGGUUUUACGGUAUUCACCUUUAACUAGCUGCUUGUUAACAUGUAUAAUAGCAACAUAUUGGCUCUUUAUUAGUCGCUAUAAAUCACUUAAUACAUUGACCCUAUUCUACAUCUAGAAGAGGAAUUACUGCUUAUUAAUAGUAAGUAAGGAAGUUGUACGUGAAUUUGGCUGUUAUGCGGUGUUUAUUUGUUGCUAUUUAUUCGCUCGCAUAUGACAAUAAAUCAAUGUCAGUCAGCGGGGAACAUAUUCUGAGUUAAUUUACAGUUAUUCGGACUAUUAAGACUUUUAGUUUUGUUACCUAAGAAAAGUCAUUUAUUAAGAGUUAUUAACAUCUAAUAAAGCCCAUACUGAGCACCGCUUAUUAAGAGCAUAAUUAAUGUACAACAACUUCCUUAAUUACUAUCAAUAAUUAUUAUAAUUAGGAGGUUAUUGAGGGAAACUUAUAGCUGAUGGCCUAAUAGUUGCAGAAUAAGGCAAUAAGUGAUUUAUAGUGACUAAUAAAGAGCUAAUAAGCAACUAGUUAAUGUGUACCUUCUAGUAUAAAGUGUUUUAUUAACCUCUGGAAAAAGCUAGUAAAUGUACGAUUACAGUCAUCUUUCUGCGAGUGUCGGCGACACAUUGCUCUCUUUAUGUUCAUUUUAUUUUCCCUCCUGUGGGAAUUCUGACUAAUUUAUUUAAACUCAGCAUUUAACUUCUUAAAGGUUCCCAGUGGAGGUUUAGACCUCCAGUGGAGCUGCGUCUCUGUGCACAAGGAUUUAAGAUACUUAAAAAUCUGCUUUUACUUAUUUAGAGCUCGAGGAUCCACACGAUGUGAAUGUAACUUCACUUUAGGCUGUAAUGUUAUUAACUCUAAAACAAAUUGUUGAAACUGAUUAAAUUGAAACAUUUAUGCAUAACAAACUACAUUGUUUUAAGUUACAGAAACAUUAUUGUACUUACAAAAGUUAGUUAUUUGUUUGAGUUAAAUUAACUUACAGUGAAGCCGUAAUAUAAACUAAAGUUUUGGAGGAAAGGCUGUUGAUAGUUGCUGUUUCCUGCUCUGAUUGCUGCACUCUGAUUGGCUCUGGCCCUGCUCCGGUUUUUCUCACCAUUUAAAACCAAUAAAUGCAAUAUCAAGUAAA